UCUUCCAGUAAUUCGCCAAAAUGACCAACACAAAGGGAAAGAGGAGGGGCACCCGAUACAUGUUCUCUAGGCCUUUUAGAAAACAUGGAGUUGUUCCUUUGGCCACAUACAUGCGAAUCUACAAGAAAGGUGAUAUUGUAGAUAUCAAGGGAAUGGGCACUGUUCAAAAAGGAAUGCCCCACAAAUGUUACCAUGGCAAAACUGGGAGAGUCUACAAUGUUACCCAGCAUGCUGUUGGCAUCAUUGUAAACAAACAAGUUAAGGGCAAGAUUCUUGCCAAGAGAAUUAAUGUGCGUAUCGAGCAUAUUAAGCACUCUAAGAGCCAGGAUAGCUUCCUGAAACAGGUGAAGGAAAAUGAUCAGAAAAAGAAGGAAACCAAAGAGAAAGGUACUUGGGUUCAACUGAAGCGCCAGCCUGCUCCACCCAGAGAAGCACACUUAGUGAGAACCAAUGGAAAGGAGCCUGAACUGUUGGAGCCCAUUCCCUAUGAAUUCAUGGCAUGAUGGGUGUAAAGAAAAUAAAAG
This is a messenger RNA of Mesoplodon densirostris (Blainville's beaked whale), 524 nucleotides long. Its product is annotated as large ribosomal subunit protein eL21-like. NCBI's taxonomy places the organism in Eukaryota, Metazoa, Chordata, Mammalia, Artiodactyla, Ziphiidae. The record is from RefSeq and is a predicted model, not a curated record. Gene Ontology annotation, molecular function: structural constituent of ribosome. Gene Ontology annotation, biological process: translation. The transcript has a single exon. The coding region runs from base 21 to 503 and encodes 160 amino acids. Gene Ontology annotation, cellular component: ribosome; cytosolic large ribosomal subunit.